Molecule: messenger RNA, 2671 nt
Organism: Brachypodium distachyon (stiff brome)
Lineage: Eukaryota; Viridiplantae; Streptophyta; Magnoliopsida; Poales; Poaceae
Product: exocyst complex component EXO70A1-like
Exons: 12
Coding region: 226-2232 (668 amino acids)
Biological process (GO): exocytosis
Cellular component (GO): exocyst
Molecular function (GO): phosphatidylinositol-4,5-bisphosphate binding
Source: RefSeq, a predicted model, not a curated record
CGGGAGAGAAGAAAGAAGCAGCAGCGAAACUUGAGUCGUUCGUUCGUUUGUUCGUUCUGCAUCCAAAAAUACGCGCCUCUUGUGGUUAUCUCUGUCCAGAAAAAUUCGAGGACAGGAAUAAGAUUUUCCUUUUUCUCUUCUCUUUCCUUUUCGAUCUACUGCUCUUUUUAGUUCUCUCUCUUGUUUUGCUUCUUCGACCCGUACGUAGCGGGAGGAUCGACCGAGAUGGAGCGAGAGGCGGUGGAGGCGAUGCUGCGGGAGAAGGCGAGGCGUCUGCUGGAGUCGAUCAGCGUCAGCGAGACGGCCCGCGACGAGGCCGCCGCCGCGUUCGCCUCCAUGGACCGCCGCAUGGCCGCCGUCGACGAGGCGAUGCGCCCCGCCCAGGCGAGGACAUGGAGCGCGUGCAAGGUGCAUGACAACGUGGUCAGGAGCCUCCGCGCCGCCGAGGCCAUCCUCAAGCACCUCGACGACGUCCACCAGGCCGAGCCCGUGAUACUGAAUGGACCGAGCAAAGGUCUUACCGACUAUCUUUACGCGGUUGAUAAACUGAGAGGCGUCGUGUCCUUCUUCACUUCAAAGAGGAGCUGUGCAGCUGGUGACGAAGCACUAAAAAAUGUCGACCAAUUGCUCUCUAAAGCAGGUGUUGAGUUGGAGGGUGAAUUCAGCAGGGUGUUAUCCAAAUGCAGCAAACCUGUGGAGCUCGAGCCUCUUUUCAACUGUCUUCCAAGUCAUUCAUCAGCCAAAGAUGCUUCUGAAGGUCAGACAAAUCCGGGUGCAGCCUGCUCUCUUCCUACGCUCGUCGAUCCACGUUACAUGUCUGUGGUCUCAAAGUUAGUUCAGAAAUCAGCUGAACUUGGCCGCCACAAACAGUUUAUGAAAAUAUACAGGUUCAAGCUUCUAGAAGCUCCAAAUUUUCUUACAUACUUGAAGUAUAUUGCUCCUCUGUUUCCAGAUUUGCGUGCUCAUACUAUUUUCCUGCAUUCUUCCAGGGAUAUCCGUAGCUCGACUUUGGAACUUACCCUUAAGCAGUUGGGAGUUGAAUAUGUUACGACAGAAGAAGUACAGACAAUGCAGGUUGAGAGCCUGGAUGCUAAAGUUGCUCAUUGGAUCCAAUGUUUGCAAAUUGCGGUAAAGUUGCUUUUUCCUGCCGAACGCGUACUGUGUGAUCAAAUCUUUGAAGGACAGAAAGGCCAUUGUUUUGCCGCAGCAACGUCCAAAAGCCUCUUGACUCUACUCAGCUUCGGAGAGGCUAUUGCUAAAUCCGAAACAUCGCCAGAGAAAGUAUUUAUGUUGCUAGAUAUGUUUAACGCAACUUUGGAACUUCAAUCUGAGGUUGAGGUAGUCUUUCAGGGUGAUGAAUGUUCUGGAAACCGGAAAUCUGCAAUGAAUUUGGUCAAAUGUUUAGCACGAAUGACCAAAAGGACUCUCGGUGAAUUCAGAGACAACAUUCUGAAGGACUCGCCUAAGAGUAUGACUACUGACGGAGAUGUGCAUCCUCUUACCAGCUAUGUUGGGAAUUAUAUCAAAUUUCUUUUUGACUAUCAGUCAUCGCUAAAGUUGAUCUUCCAAGAAUCUAGCAUUAGAGACGGAACAAAUUCUCGUCUGGUGGCCGAAAUCACUGGUCUUAUACAUGCCCUAGAGACCAAUCUAGAUGUAAAAGCAAAGCAAUACAAGAAUCAUGCCCUGGGAAAUCUGUUCUUAAUGAAUAACAUCCACUACAUUGUCAGGUGUAUCUGCAGUUCAGAAUUCAAAGAUGUAUUUGGUGAUGAUUGGAUUCAAAGACACCGAAGGGUUGUGCAACAACAUGCUACUCAGUAUAGAAGAGUUACUUGGGGAAAGGCAGUGGAAUGUCUCUCAUCUCAAGGUCUAACUUCAUCAGCAGGUUCUGCCACAGAAGUUGCUCCAGAUAGUGUUGCAAAUGUUAGAUCUUUCAGCGGUACAACACCCAGAUCUGUAAUCAAGGCGAGAUUCAGGUCUUUCAACAAGCAAUUUGAAGAGGUUUGUCAGACACAGAUCAACUGGGCCAUUCCCGACAUAGAGUUACAUGAUAACCUUAUCCUUAUGAUUGCCGAAAUUCUGUUGCCUGCUUAUAGAUCUUUCCUGAAACGCUACAGGCCUUUUGUCGAGAACAGUCACAACGCUUCCAAAUAUAUAAAGUACACUCCAGAAGCACUUGAGCAAGCACUUGGUAAUCUAUUUGUGAAGAAGCCACUAAGUGAACAGGGACACUGAUUGCACCAAGCAUCCUAAUUAACCGAACUAUGGAGAUCUCGUCGUGGUUGUCUGGCCUUAGGUUGAGCAAAGGCUUCUUUUCUAUGCGGUCCAGUUGGCCACGUCAUCAAGCUAUCUGAGCCAAGGAAAACUUUGAUCCAUGGCCAAGGCUAAGGCUUCCUAGUCUCUGGUGAUACACAUAAAAUGCGUGAUAUGUAAUUUGCAUUCAUUUCUGGGUCUAGAAAUUGACAGCAGUGCUAUCAGUAGUGUGUCUUGUGAUGCACGAUGUUUUAAAAAAGUAGAUAGCAGACAGGGAUGGGUAAGAAAAGGGCGGUAUCUUGUUAGUCGUUCCAUGGCAAAUAUAUCACGGCCAAUGGCCCAUACCUUCCAAAAUGCAGGAAUACAGGGUUUAAGUAGAUUCUCUCCAUGUUCAUCAGAUCAACCACUCCCCGUUUUGCAA